AUGCUUCCAGAGGCUGAACUUCUCGUGGUCGUCGUUGGUUUUAUAAUAGCUCUUGCCUUGGCUUUUGGUAUUGGUGCAAACGAUGUUGCCAAUUCCUUUGGAACCAGUGUUGGGUCGAAGGUGCUUUCUUUACGAUCAGCCUGCAUAUUGGCAACAAUUUUUGAGAUUUCCGGGGCUGUUCUCCUUGGUGGCCAGGUUUCAUCUACCAUUCGAGGUGGAAUUGUUAAAUCAGACCUUUUUAAUGAAACUAAAAAUGGGGCAAUUACUCUAAUGUACGGUCAAGUUGCCUCGCUCGCAAGUUCCUGUAUCUGGAUGCUCGUGGCAACAUUCUUUAAACUGCCAGUCUCAGGGUCCCAUAGUAUUGUUGGAGCUACAGCUGGCUUUGGACUUGUUCUUUUCGGAUUGAAUGGCAUUCAUUGGAUGGAAAUUCUGCGCAUUGGCACGUGCAGUUUCGUAAGGACUAGUUAUUGGUGCGUUUUGUGUAUGUUUUCUAAGAAUCAGCCAUUGGAGCCGGCUUUAUAUACAUUGCCAUUCAUCUACGGAAUUAUUGUGUUGAUCAACCUCUUCUCUGUUCUCUCCAGUGGACUGAGUAGACUAAGGCACCGUAUGGCUGAAGGUUGCAAAGAGGUCGAGGAGUCGUCCACAAGCAAAUUCAGGAGGCGGGCUCUCACUUUUUUCCAGAGGCUGCGACAUCCCCACAAAGCAACAAGUAAAACAUCACAGGACAUAGUCGCACAGCCAACUGAUGAUCAUGGUUUCUCAGUCUUUGUUCAUGCCACUCAGCUUGAUUCUCUUGGUGUUAAUAGCGAGGGAACUGGGGAUGAAAAUCUGCCUGAGACGUCUUUGAAUCAAACUGUUGUCGAAAGUUCAGGGCCAGGCUUAGGAUCUGACUGCUCCAGUUCCGCACAAACGCCGAUAGCGAGAGCCAACACUGUUGACAUCAAGUCUGAGGGGUCGCCGUUGGUAGAAGACAGACCAGAAGAAGCGCUUGUUUUCUCGUUUGCCCAGGUUCUCUCGGCCGUCUUCGGUUCCUUUGCUCAUGGUGCCAAUGACGUGAGUAAUGCCAUUGGUCCCGUAGCAGGCCUCUGGCUAGUGGCUGUUACUGGUGACCCUCUGAACUCCGAUCCAGCUCCUGUCUGGAUUCUUCUCUAUGGUGGUGUCGGCAUCUCAUUUGGUCUCUGGAUUUGGGGACGAAAAGUCAUGGAGACCGUGGGAACGGAUCUAACCACCAUCACCCCGUCCAGUGGCAUGUGCAUAGAGCUCGGAUCAGCCAUAACGGUACUUGUAGCGAGCAACUUGGGCAUUCCCGUAUCGACGACGCACUGCAAGGUCGGCUCCGUUGUCUGCGUGGGUCGCAUUAGGUCCAAGUCAAAUGUCAACUGGAAACUCUUCCUCAACAUUGUGAUUGCCUGGGUAGUCACCCUUCCGGUUUCAGCAGGCCUUUCGUCCCUCAUCAUAAUGAUAGUGCUGCCGGCAACAGAACUCGUUAUUGUCGUUGUGGGCUUUCUAAUUGCAUUUGUGCUGGCAUUCGGAGUUGGUGCAAAUGACGUGGCAAAUUCAUUUGGAACUAGUGUUGGUUCCAAAGCUCUUUCUCUUCGCACUGCCUGCAUACUUGCAACAAUCUGUGAGCUUGCUGGGUCUAUUCUUCUAGGAGGACGUGUUUCGAGCACAAUUCGGAAGAAUAUUAUUGAUUUGGGGCAAUUCAAUGCAUCUGCGAAUGGCACUGACCUCAUGCUUUAUGGUCAUCUUUCCGCACUUGGGGGCUCGUGUAUUUGGCUCUUGCUUGCGACCCUUUUCAAGCUUCCUGUCUCCGGGUCUCACAGUAUCGUUGGCGCCGUGAUUGGAUUUAGCUUAGUCCGAUUCGGAAAAGAUGGUGUAAACUGGAGUAAAGUUGGAGAAAUCGUGGGUUCUUGGUUCCUUUCACCGAUCGCCAGUGGCGUGGUUUCUACGAUAAUCUUCUUUUGUAUUAAGAAAACUGUCCUUGAAAAGGAUAAACCACUUACACCAGCACUAAUGACCCUUCCUUUCCUCUACGGAAUCAUCAUUGCCAUCAAUACGUUUGCCGUCGUUAUUGAAGGACUUAAAAGUAGGAAGUGUUUUGGUGUUCAUCUCCCGCUCUGGGCAAUCAUAGUGACGCCCGUUGCAUCAGGUCUUGCAACGGUUGUCAUUGUCCUCGUUCUCGUGAUUCCACUUCAGCGUAGACGUGUUCAGGAAAACAAACUUGCGAAAUCCACCAUCGGCGGAAAUGAUUCAGAAGCUGAUCUUCUUAAAACUCUCGAUUCAACCGAAAGCAGCGUCCGUGUGUCGUCACCCAAGAAGCAAACUAAAGCCUUGUUAUUUUCUUCGCAGACACAGGCUGGAUUGCUUAAAGACCGCCCAGAAGAGGCGAUGGUGUUUUCCUCCGCUCAGGUCUUGACAGCGAUGUUUGGAUCAUUUGCCCAUGGAGGGAACGACGUCAGCAAUGCAAUUGGACCUUUAAUUGGUCUGUGGAUUCUCAUAACUACUGGGGAAAUUGAUUCAAACGUCAACACGCCAAUCUGGAUUCUGGUCUAUGGAGGCGUAGGGAUAUCAGUGGGCCUCUGGAUUUGGGGCCGUCGUGUUAUCGAAACGAUUGGCGAAGAUCUCACAACAAUUACUCCUUCUAGUGGCGUUGCAAUUGAGAUCGGUUCUGCUCUCACAGUUCUUAUCGCGAGCAACCUGGGUCUGCCUAUAUCAACUACCCAUUGCAAGGUUGGGUCCGUGGUCUGCGUUGGUCGCUUCCGGUCAAAGGAAAACGUCAACUGGCGUCUCUUUUUGAACAUCUUCAUGGCAUGGGUGGUAACGCUUCCCGUCUCAGGUGGUACCUCCGCUCUCCUGAUGUGGAUCCUCACUCGACACAUAUCCUAG
Molecule: messenger RNA, 2886 nt
Organism: Mesocestoides corti
Lineage: Eukaryota; Metazoa; Platyhelminthes; Cestoda; Cyclophyllidea; Mesocestoididae
Source: the annotation of a GenBank genome assembly